Messenger RNA from Macaca mulatta (Rhesus monkey), 3607 nucleotides. The record is from RefSeq and is a predicted model, not a curated record. Lineage: Eukaryota; Metazoa; Chordata; Mammalia; Primates; Cercopithecidae.
UCAGACAACUGGGAGGGCAGGGGCAGCCAGACUGGAUUGGGAUGAGGCAGGAAAGUUCUCUCCCCAAGUCCCAGGACUUCAUUCUUCACUCAUUCUUCAUCUCACACUUCCUGAUGGAGUGCCAGGACACCCAGCGAUGGCAAGUAGGUUUUAUUUGAUGUGCCAAUUCCACCUGGUUGGUACCAGCUGUCUCAGGCAGUGCGUCCAGUAGGAUUCUGAUGCUAAACUGGGGUUCAGGGGAGAAAGUUCAGGAAUGAGCAUCACUGGCUGCCCAGGGACGAGGGAACACAAUACCAACUCCAGGCCGCCUACUUGCCACCCUUCAGCCAGGCACAGGCCACCUCUUUGCCACCCUUCAGCCAGGCACAGGCCACCUCUUUGCCACCCUUCAGCUGGGCACUGGAGAUAUACAGAGAUCAAGGAGACUGGGUGCCUGUCUUUAGAUCACAGGCUAGAAACAGCAUGACAAUAAACAGGCAGUGGAAUGGAUACUAUGAGCCUUGAGCCUAUUAAUUUAAAUGAAACAGACUCUCAAAUUGUUAAAUAAUAGAUGUAGCAAAGCCACAAGCUUUUUAUUGUUCCACCAUGCACAUGAGAGAGAAGAAAACUGCCAAUAAUUAUUUUCUGAUUGACAGAGAAGUUUUUACAAGUAUUUUGAGAAGACAGGGAUAUAUAUCUUGAGAAGACAGGGCUAUCAAUUAUAACAUUACCAGAGAAAUAAAUUUUCUAGUAAGACAACCGAUGAGAAUUAGAGGUGGGAGGUUGGAGGUUGUUUUUGCAGUUUGUGGCAAUUAUUUCUAAAGGCCCAGGAGUCUUAUAAGACUCCUUUGUUCAAACAACUCUUUGAAAGAUGUGUUUUCACAGAGAGUGCACCCAUUUGGUUACUGUUAUGAAUAUUCACACGUCUGAUAUUGCACAAGAGAACAAGAUGCAGUAUUCUUGGGAAAGAUCUCAAUUUCAGACCUUAUGAAAUCCCUUUUAACCAGUUUUAUGGAUGCAGAACAGCGCUCCUUCUUCCACAGCUGCAGGGGAGCGGCAACACAUCAGCUCUGUUUUUAGAUUUCUUUUGUUAAUUAUGAACACUUGCAGUUUUUAGGCCAGCCUCUGGCCUAAAAUUUCAUCUUGAAUUUCCUUUGAUUUUGCUGUCAGAAACAAAGAAAAGGCUAAGGGAGGUUUCUUCUAAGUAAGAGUAAAAAGUAAGAUGCCCAGAGCGGGUUUCUUCUCUGGGCCUGAUGGGCACACCAGGACAAAGCGGGAGUAGCCGGUGCUGAGGGACCCAGGCGCCCAGCACCGUGACCCUUCUCACUCCCAGGCCUCCCGUGGUGGUCUUGAGGAGGAGGCUGUGCAGGUCCCUCUGGAGUGGUCUGCCUUGGCUGGGAGGAUGAGAAAGAUGGGGUGGGCUGUUGGCAGGCACACAUGACAAAUAAGUGCGUGGCUGGCUGAUGAACUGUGACAGCCUGAGGUUCAGACAGGGCCCUCAGGGCACCCCUAGCCAUGUGCUGGGACUCCCUAAACUUCCUGGCUCUAGUCUAGGUGGACUGUGCAUGAGGGGACAUGAGCUCCCAACACCGGUCUUUCUUCCUCAGGCUCCUUACAAGAGCUGAACCCCACUACCAGGAGGAGCUUUGGGGUGCCAGGCAGCUCAGAGUACAAGGUGAAAAGGACCUGGCCCAGAGGGAAGAGAGGAGUGAGGCAGAACCUGAGACCCAGGAAAGAAAGCUCACUCCCAGGACCCCUGGGCCAGGGGACCUGCCCUCCCAAAACCUGCCUUCCCAAGAUGCCCUUGAAGAACUGGGCUGGAACCCGCACCUGGGCCAGGAGAGAGCAGAACUUCAAAGACCGCCAAGGAUGGACACCCCUCAGAGUCUGAGAGAGGAGGACCCUCAGGAUCAGAAAGCAGAGACCCCUCAGCAUAAGAGAGGGGAGGCCUCCCGGGGCGAGAUCAAAGAUGCUCCUCAGCGUCAGAGGGUGAAGACACAGAGGGGCCAGAGCCCAAGGGCUCCUCAGGGUCAGAGGGAGGAGGCCCCCCUGGGUGAGAACACGGGCGUUCCUCAGAGUCGAAGAGAAUUUAGUCCUAAGUGCCAGGGAAAGGCGAGUCCCCAGAGUCUGGGGAAGAUGCUGCGGUCUUGGGAAGGCAAUAUCUCACAAGCCUGGGAGGUGGCUCCCGGGGAGGCCACUGUACAGCUCCCAGAGGAAGGCGGCUCCCGGAGCCAUCAGAGGGACUCCUGCGGGUCCCUGAAAGCACAGACUCCAAAGCCUGUGGGCAGGGAGAGCCCAGACCUCCGGAGAAGGAGAAGGACUACCGCGAUGAUGCAGGGCAGGAUCAGAGGCGAGACACAAAAGUCGGCACCGGCGGUGGCAAAGCUAGGAGUCGCCCAGGAGGGGGCGUGGGCUGCGCUUCCCACCCCGAAGCCCCCGGCCCGGCAGCUGCUUCCAGGUCGCGGAGCCGGAGCUGUGAUGCCAGCGACCCUGCGCGCCAAGGGAUCCGGGCAGCAGGGGCUCCCCGGGGGUCUCCGGGGGCCUCCAGACCCGGAGCGCAAUCCGCACGGGCUGCAGGGCCCUGGAGUGGGCCCCGGCCCGGGAGAGCAGGAGGUGGGCCAGGCUCGGCUUCCGGGUGCCCUCCGGGGUCGGGGGGGCGGUCCUGAGCGUCCCAAGGCCUCGAAGGCCGCGUGGCCGGCGCCCCUAGGCAGGGCCAAGGCGCCUGCGGGCUUGAGCGUGGCACAGCAGGAGACGGCUCUGCAGCGGCUGCUGGAGCUGCACAGCGCAGCCAGGUGGCGGCGCCGGCGGGACCGUGAGCAGCAGCGGCUCCGGGUCCUGGAACGCCUCCACAUCGCCAGGAACCGCCACUGCCGGGUUCACCCCGUGGGGCUCCCGCCCUGCUCAACUCCCGCCACAGGAGGACGCGACUGGGCGGCGGCGCGCCCUGCGGGAGCAGCUGGAACAGAUGCAUCGGGAGAGGACCGGGCGGCUGCGGGCCCUCGGGGCCAGGUGAGGGGCGGGCAAGGAGGCGCGUGGCGUUGGCAGGAGUCCCCUUUCCCUGGCCUCCGAGAUGACAGGCCGCUCUCCCCGCAGGAACACUCAGAACUUCCUGGAACUACUGUGUUCCCCUGGUGCUGCGGAUCCCGUGCCUGCAGAGUAGUGCUCGCCCUUCCCAGCCCCCUCUGGUCAUUGCUAGCCCUAGGAAUCCGUCAGUGGAGUAGCCACUUUGUGGGAAGAAACGGAAAAUGCUUUGGAGGCAUGGGAGCUACCUGCAAAUACUGGGAGCUGGUUGGAGGCCAGGAUACAUACAGCAGCCAUCUGCCAUCAUUACCCCAGCUUCAGGAUCCUCUACCUGCCAGGAGGGGAGCCACCCUAGCCUGCUUGUCACAGGGACAGACUGUGAAGAGAUGGGACUUCCUUCUGUCUCCUGCUCCCCCCUUCUAGGGCUUGCCUCCUGCUUUUGUUAGAAAGUUAUUUCUCUGACUUUCCCUUUAGGGGCCUGGGGGAAAGGGAUGUUUGGGGGCAAAAUCUCAACUGAGUCAAUCCCCAACCAUCCACCUUUUCUGCAAGACACUUAAGCAGCUGGAGAAGGACACAGGGCCGAGGAGUCUCACUUGACAUUCAUGAG